AUAAUGGGCCUUUUCGUGGCCAUGAGCGCUGGCAUUUGACGGAUGGAAGUCUAACAACCUUCCCCAUCGUCAUCACGGCUCUCAUCAUUCCGCCAUUGCCACCGUUACGUUCCCCACAGUAGCAGAGAAGCGCAGGAUAAAAAAACUUCCGUUAGCAUUCCCACCGAUUCGUUAAUAAAUCACCACCUCUCUCAAAUCGUUAUUGUUUUGCGAACCUCCUGCCUCGCCCUUGGUUGUCAAACGGAGGUUUGAGUAAUGGCGGCUGAGUCCUCGUCUCCUCCCAAUCCUCUCGCCGCCGGUGGAACUCCUCAGAAUUCAGCUGCUGAAGCUGUGCAACCAGCAAAUGGAGAUAAGCAAGAUGCCGCUCCACAAAAUCCGAAGUCUGUCUUUGUGAAUUCGGAACCAAUACGAGAAGACCAAGUACAAAAUGCCAUAAAAUUUCUUUCUCACCCGAAAGUUAGGGAUUCUCCAGUUUUCCACAGAAGAAAUUUUCUUGAGAAGAAGGGGCUAACUAAGGAAGAGAUAGAUGAAGCUUUUCGGCGUGUACCAGAUCCGUCCCCAAGUGCUCAGCCAACUGCUACCAAUCAGGGACAGGGAGUAACAACAUCAACCAUUCAGCCAGCAGCUGUUGCUCAAACCCCGCUGCCAAUGACAACUGUUCCUAGUGGUGGGAGUCCCUCGAUGGUCGCCUUGGCUCGGUCUCGAUUUCAUUGGUACCAUGCUGUUUUUGCUGUUGGAUUGCUCACAGCCUCUGGUAUUGGAACGGCUAUUUGGGUUAAGAAGUCCAUGAUUCCCCGGCUAAAAUCUUGGAUACGGUGGGUGGUUCUGGAAGAGAAACAUGGUGAUGGGGACAUAACAAAUAUAAAACCAUCUGUGGCUGAAGAAGCUGCAGCAGCGGCAAAAUCAGCUGCAGCUGCUGCGACUGAUGUGGCAAAAGCAAGCCAGGAAAUGAUGAUCUCAAGACGUGAAGAGAAAGUAAACAUGGAGAAGUUCAUGGAUUUGUUACAAAUGCAAGUGACUGAAAUUAGGUCAAUGGGCAAUGCCAUACAACAACUGGAAGGGAGAAGUGACAAAAUUGAAAGAACUCAUCGGGUCGAACAUGGAGGGUACAAUGGUUCAAUUGCAAACCUUAAGCCAACAUAUCCAAUGGGAAACAAACCAGAGAUUGAUUCCCGCUCAGCAAGGUCUUCCUCACCACCAACUUCUGCAGAUCAAUCUGCCCCACCUUAUCUCAAUUCAUACAUGGAGGUAAGAAAUACAACUUUGAAACUGUUAGUUGUUACUUUGGGACAAGAUGAACCAUAGUAUAGAAUAUAAAGUACUAUAAUGCCAUUGCUAUCUAAGUAUCUAUUAUGUUAACUGCAAAUCUCUAGGUACUGUACUUCACUUGGGUUGGCAGUAAGUUAAACAGAACUUGGGCCAUGAAAUCUUGCAUUUUCCAUUGCUCUGACUUACUGCUUAGCACAGGGCCAAGUCCACUAUUUAAUCCACUUGUUUUAUGAUUGAAUUCUAUCACCUUAACUUUGACGAAAAUUGAUGAGAAACUACCGUACAUGAUUGGCUUUUUCUGAUUUAGGCGGAAACCAUUGCCUUUGAACUCAAAGCUUGAUGACGCCCUAACCUUCUGUUGAUUUUGUGUUUGCAAUGAUAUCUGUGAUGCAUCUCCUUCCCCAUUGAUGCUCCAGUCAGCAACAUGUUGAUUUUCACCUUCCAAAAGCAAUUGAGAAAAAAGAGAGAAAAAUGAUGUGUUCAUGUGUAACAAAGACUUGAGCUGGCAAAAAAAAAGUUGCGUUGUUAUGUUGCAGAUAAUGGCAAUGGUUCGGUUCAAAGGGGAGAGAACCUCCAAACAUCAGAGUAUACUGCAUAUAGUUUACCAUUUCAGGUAGUUUGCUUUAUUGCAUGUUUACGGUAUUUGCUUGUUUUGUACUUUUACAGGAUAUGAAUGAUCAACCCCCCUAUGCUAGCCAGCAAAUUUCAAAUCCUCGCUCGGCUCCCAGGUCUAAGCCUUGGGAUGGUGGUUAUCAAGCCACAACCACCUCAAGAGGAGGAGGAUUUGGUUCUUCACUGAAUGGGGACAGAGGUUCAGAUUUCGGUGCACAGAACAACGGAGUGAGCUAUCAGGCGGACACCCAGAACACCGUGCCCUGGUGGCAGAAGAAGAACCCGAGAAUCACUGAGCUUGACUACGUCGAAGCCAAGCCAGGGUCCAACACCGUUGCACAGACCAACGAGCAGCCACCAAUUCAGCGGACAUGGGUGCCUCCUCAGCCUCCGCCAGUCGUAAUGCCUGAAGCAGCAGAAGCCAUUCGGCGACCAAAAUCCAAGAAAGAGGCCGCAGAGCCUGUUCCCAAUCAAGAAACGAGCGGAGGAGGAUCAUCGUCAGCUGCUGCUGCUGUUGAGGUCACGGACGAGUUGCAGAGGAUAACCAAGAUAUCCGAGUCUGGAGGGGAAGUAGAGGAGACGACGGCGCACAGCGGAGGACAAGAAACGAACGGAGGAUUGAAGUUGAGCGAGAUUGAGGAAGAACCCGUACAGAGCUAUUGAAAGAGGAAACGAAUGAACUGAUGUGGAAGAAGCUGCACUGGAAAUCUAUUUGUAUACCCUGAGCUGGAGUUGUAGAACAACAGUAGGUGUCUUUUUUUAGCUCUAGGGGAACGAAUAAGAAAUAUGUUUAGGGAGCUUCUGCUCUGAGUAUGGAUUUAAAUAACUCUACUUUGAUACGUAAUUGUGGGUGUCAGUUUCAUGUUCUUUUGGUAUGAUGGAUGUUGAUACAUAUUUCCACCAAGAAGGCCAGCCAAAUGAAAAUUUGUUUAAUUUGAAAGGUGGGAAAAUGUCACUAAUA
This is a messenger RNA of Linum tenue, 2842 nucleotides long. The record is from the annotation of a GenBank genome assembly. NCBI's taxonomy places the organism in Eukaryota, Viridiplantae, Streptophyta, Magnoliopsida, Malpighiales, Linaceae.